GUUCCUGUCAAGUCGUCCAAGAUCGCCAUCCCCGUCCCGGAGGACAAUGAGAAGAUGCACAUCCAGGAUCGCCGUGGCAUUGGCUACGAUCCCCUUGUGCAGCCCUCGCUCCGCCACGAGAACAAGCUCAGACCCAAGUCUCAGAAAACGAUCGCCUUCAAAAUCCUCGCGAGCCAGGACGACCGCGUGCUCGCCAUCGUCGGGCCCUGCUCCAUCCACUCGCCCUCCCAGGCCAUCGAGUAUGCCACCCUCCUCAAGUCCAAGAUGCCCGAGUGGAGCAACCUGCACAUCAUCAUGAGGGCCUACUUGUGCGCCCGUUCUGUCUUAGCAGUGUGUCCGGGUGUUUUUGCGCUGUGUGGCGGGCCCGUUCGUCGUAUGCCACGCUCGCCACAUUGCGAGACCAUUCGACGCACUAGCCUCGUUUUCAACCGCAUACUGACAUAUCCUCACAGCGAAGUAAGACACUGGCCAGCAUUGUCCGUCCCACACACCCUCCCAGUUCAUCUCCGACCUCAUCUCCUGGGCGCCAUCGGUGCGCGCACGACCGAGUCCCAGCUCCACCAUGAGCUCGCGUCCAGUGUGUCGUUCCCGAUCGGCUGCAAGAACGGCAAGGAUGGCAGCGUGGCGGUCCCAGUGGAUGCGAUGUGCUCGAGCUCGAACCCCCGCGCCUUUAUGGGUGCUCGAAGGCAUCGUACCGACACUGCGAAACGUCGUCGCGACGGUCAACCUGGACUGCCGGUUGGACCUGAAGACAAGUGCGUUGCAUGCGCGCCACGCCGAGUACAACCCCAAGGUUUGUACUGCACUUCUCUGAUCCAGUAA
Molecule: messenger RNA, 822 nt
Organism: Rhodofomes roseus
Lineage: Eukaryota; Fungi; Basidiomycota; Agaricomycetes; Polyporales; Fomitopsidaceae
Exons: 3
Biological process (GO): aromatic amino acid biosynthetic process
Cellular component (GO): cytoplasm
Molecular function (GO): 3-deoxy-7-phosphoheptulonate synthase activity
Source: RefSeq, a predicted model, not a curated record